AUGUCUACGACAGAUGAAUUGAACCUCUUAAUACAAAAUUUACAAAAAUGUAAUAAUACGAAUGAAUGCAUAAAUUUCGAUUUGUCCAGUACUAUACAAGGUUUUUUAAAUUGUUUAGAUAGAAAUGUACUAGAAAAUAUAGAUAAGGGUCUAGGAGAAAACGAAUAUGAAAAAGAGGUAGUAGAUAAUUUUACCUCCGCUGCUAUAUUUGUGGAAAAUUGUGUAAAAAUUUUUAGUCAAAAAAUUGAGCAUUUACAUAAUUUAGCACAUAAUACAUUAUAUAAUAUAUAUAAAGAAAAUAAGCAUAACUCGUCAUCAAAAAAAAACCAGUUGAUAAUAUCUGAUGAAGAAGAAUAUUUAUAUAUUAACGAAAUAAAAAAUAUGAAAAAUACACAACAUGAUAAUGAUACAAUUGAAGAUGAUAUAUUAAUUAAAACCAUACCAUUUCCAACUUUUCUUUUUUCCGAUAAUAUUAAAAAAACAAAAGAUAUAAAUGAAGAUAAAAGAAAAACAAAUUUUAAUAAUAAUGAUGAAGAUAAAGAAAAUGAUAAUAUAAAUAACAAUGAUAUAGAUGCUAUAAAUGAAUUUGAAAUUACAGAAAAUAAUUCUGUGAACACAUUAAAUUUUGAAAAAAUAUAUCUUGAAAAUGAUGGUAUCUUAUUAUUAGAUAUAAAUGAUUAUAACGUAUUUAUAGAUGAUCCUUAUAAUUUUUCUAUACAAAAUAAAAAUAGUACUAUCUUAUUUGAAAAAUAUGAUUUUUUUUCUAGACAUUCAACAUAUUUAUCUUCAAAUACUUUGAGUAAAUAUGUUGUAGAAAAUAAAAACAUGGAUCAUAUAUAUAAACUAUAUAAUCAUAUAACAGAUAUAAUAAAUAAAAAUAUAUGUUUCGAUAUUUUUUUAUUUAAACAAGAUUUUUUUGAUUAUGAUUUUUCUUUAGGUAUAUUAAAAAAUAAAAAAUCUAUUCUGAAAAAAUUUAAGCAACAACAAAAAAAAUUACAUCUUUUAGAAGAAAAUACACAUAUGGAUAAUCAUAUUAAUAAUAAUCAUCAUUUACAAAGAUAUGAUUUAAAUAGACCCCUGCCUAAUUAUUAUAUGUUACAUUGUUACAAUAUAAAAAAUUAUCAAGACUUCUUUAGAUACAUGCAACCAAAUUAUAUACUUGAAAUAAUGAAACGUGACAUAAUCAAACAAAUAUAUAACACAAAUCAACAACAAAGGCCUGUACAAAAUGAAGCAGAUGGGAUAUAUAAUGAACAAAAAAAAAAUGAUAAUAAAGAAAAUAAUAUUGAAGUUCCACAAUAUAAGGAUAAUACAAAAUGUUAUGAUAAUCCAUUUUAUCAUUAUAUUAUUUCUAAUAAUAUAAUCCAGUUGGAUCAUAUGAUUGAUGAUGAUGAUGAUUAUGAUGAUAUGAUAUAUUUUGAUGAAUAUUUUUAUAAAAGCCUCAUUUCAUACAAUACAAAUAUAAACGAUCUUGAUAAAAACACAAACAAUAAUCAAACUAAUGAUGAAACAAAUAUUAUAAACAAUAUGAAAGAUGAAAAACAAAAAAAUUCGCUUAUAUAUUCAAAUAUUAACAAUUUCUCAAAUGAUCAAAAAUUAUUUAAUCAAAUAAAAAUUCCAGAAUUAUAUAUCCAAAAAUUAGGGUUGAAUUUUUCAUACUACCAUCUAGAACCAUUAAUAUACAAUUUCAUAAAAACACUUAAAAAAAAAAAUGAUUUUGAAAAAUUUUUUUCGGUGAACCUUUUUGAUGACAAACCUAUAUAUGAAUUUGACAUUUUAAGAGAUGAUGAGUAUGACGAACAAAAAAAUGAAGAUAAUAAAAAUGAUAUAGAACAAAAUAAUAACUUUCAAAAUAUUACAGAUAAAAAUAUAUUAAAUGAUGAAAUGGAUAAUAUACCUAUAGCUAUUUUCGAAAACGACCAUCUCGACAAUACAUUUAUUAUGAAUGACGACCAAGAAUUGCAAGACAGGAAGAAUAUUAUUAACUAUACAAUAAAUAACGGUGAAAACAUAUUAUUUACUAAACUUAUUAAGAAUAAAGACAAAUUUGAAAUAUCAAGAAAUUUUUUAACGACACUUAUGUUAAUUAAUGCAGAUAUAUUAAACAUAAAAAAAAUUAAUAAACAUAAAAAAUCUAACAAUGUAAGUAAUUAUGAAAUACAUAUAAAAAAGGAAAACCUACAACAAUAUCUGAGCAUCUCAAAGCAAGUUCAAAAUAAAUCUUUUCUAAUUAAAGAGAAAAAAAGAAAAAAAAAUAAAGAACAUCUCACAAAUGGUAUGAAAGAUACCUUAAAAAAAAAGCAAAAAAUAUGA
Molecule: messenger RNA, 2313 nt
Organism: Plasmodium reichenowi
Lineage: Eukaryota; Apicomplexa; Aconoidasida; Haemosporida; Plasmodiidae
Exons: 2
Coding region: 1-2313 (770 amino acids)
Biological process (GO): meiotic chromosome condensation; mitotic sister chromatid separation
Cellular component (GO): nucleus; condensin complex
Molecular function (GO): chromatin binding
Source: RefSeq, a predicted model, not a curated record